Messenger RNA from Darwinula stevensoni, 2754 nucleotides. The record is from the annotation of a GenBank genome assembly. Lineage: Eukaryota; Metazoa; Arthropoda; Ostracoda; Podocopida; Darwinulidae.
AUGAGUGGACAGCAAGGCAGAACUGAAACCAGCUCAAGAAGCCGACACAUGGGAGCAAGAAGAGGGCGAGCAACUGGGACAUCUAAAGACAUCAAACAACCCUAUGACAUUGAAUACACACAGCUGCUUGAGAUUGCAACAAAAUCGUCUCCACUGGAAGCAGUUAUGGCAGUCAUGGAUCCCAAUGAAAGUUUUCGGAGACUCCUCUCUAAUCCAGAAACUUUCCAAAAAAGUAAUUGGGUCGUCCUUAUCAUGGGAGUGUUUGCAAAAAUAUGCUGUGUGGACGGAUGUGAAAAUAUGGUGAAUGCUGCUCUCACCAUGCUGCUACAGAGCGAGUUCCUAGAAGUCUGCUCUUCCAGAGUUCUGCUUGAAUUUCAGUGCAACCCCUCCAAAACUGAAGUGGGAUGCCAGCUGCUGCAGCAGUUCUUUCUGAUACUAAAGGCUCUUGCCACGAAGUACCAAGGUGUCUCUGCCGGCAGCAUGAUGAAAGCAAUUCAUGCUUGUAACAACUACGUGCUCUUUCUUAAGGCAAGGAAAUAUGAUGUAGACGGUCUGGAAAGCAAAUCUGCCGAACUCCUCGCAUCAGUUCAAGAUGCGAACAGGACCUUGGUUUCUCCUCAUGCGAUGAAGGGCAUGGUCGAAGAACGUCUGAAUCGCCUUCAUCUCGAAUCAGCUCCGAACAACUUUCGGGAAAUUCCUAUCAUCCCCACUUCUGGGGAAAUCCUGGAAGGCCAACUUCCCUUCCUUCGAUCCAACAUCACGAAAGGUGCUUAUAUGAACGUCGAGCAUUAUCUAGACGUGCAGUUCCGGCUUCUACGAGAGGAUUUUGUCGCUCCUUUACGGAAUGGAAUCAAUGAAUAUAUGUUGGAGGGAAUGAGGAAUAAACAAUUCAGACAUCAAGACAUCCGUGUCUACACUGGAGUCACAUUUCACCACAUGGAUCACGACUUCUAUGGAAUCCACCUCAUCUUCAAGUUUGAUGUCUCUCGUUUCUCUAGGGUGAAAUGGGACAUUACCAAGCGAUUCAUGACGGGGUCUCUCCUUUGCUUCGCCGAUCUUGACUUCCACCAUCUCACAUUUGGGACUAUAUCGAAAAGAGACCCUGAUGAACUGAAGAAAGGCCUACUCACCAUCAGUCCACAAAGUGACAUGUUCGACCUUGAUGCAUGGAUGCAGGGUGAAAAGAUCAUCAUCGAAUCAUCAUCAGCAUACUUUGAGGUAUACCGACAUGUCCUACGCUCCCUCCAGCAAUGUGAUGAAGAGAAUUUUCCUCUCACCGAUUACAUUGUUUAUGGGGCAAUGAAAGAUGCUCCACCAAAAUUCCUUCCAGCUCAAUAUAAUUUCUCCUUUACUCGUCGUCGCCUUGGUUUGGUUCGUCUCCUAGCCAAAGCAUACUGGCCUCCUGCUGAAGACUUUGGCCUUGAUGAGUCACAAUUGCAGGCAUUUCAGAGCGCUCUGACUCAAGAAUUUUCCGUCAUUCAAGGCCCUCCUGGCACGGGGAAGACAUACAUAGGACUCAAAGUUGUGGAGACCCUGCUGAAAAAUAAUUUAACGCAACGAGCUGGCCCCAUCCUUGUCAUCUGCUUCACAAAUCAUGCCCUGGAUCAGUUCCUGGAGGGGAUCUUGUCGUUUACCAAGAAAAUAGUUCGCAUCGGGGGCCGUUCUAAGUCUCCUCACAUGGAAGCAUAUCACAUUAGGAAAUGGGAAGAGAAAACUCGACAGAUGAAGUCAAGUGUUGAUGAUAUAGUGCUCGCAAAGAUGAGAAGGCAGCACAUAUGUGAUAUGAAUGCCCUCAAUGAACAGGUGAAGUAUUAUCAAAAGACGCUUUCCCUCCUCCAGGAAGGAUUGGGAUUGGUCUCUCCUCAGACCAUGAAAGACAUGGGAAUCAUCAAUGGAGAGACGCAUCGCGUUAUCCGGAAGUUCUCUGAUUGGUUGAGUGGAUUUGAGAAAGUGGGACUCUUGCAGCAAGAAUGUCGACGGAUGCAGGACGGCAUCCAGCGAGAUCUCACGAGGCGGAAGUCUGUGGCUCCCCGUGAGAAACCAGUUCGAAAACCGAUGCAGCGACGGCAGCACGAAAAGGCUGAAUACGAAGACGAAGACGAGGAGAUCGAGGAUGCGCAAGCAUUUCGAAUGGCACAGUUUGUCGACGACGACGACUUCGAUUCGAUCUUCCCUGCUGAAGACAGCAAGCCCAGCCAUGUAACAGACACAUAUUUGAAGGUAAAUUUUGAGUCAUUAAUCGAAAAUCUGCAGCUGGAUUUCCAGAAUGCAGCUUCAGAGCUCGAGCAUUACCUGGGCAUCGAAGAUCCGUCUCCCCAGGAAGAAUCGAAGAUCGCCUACGCUGAAAUCAACUACCCGAAAGUCCGCAAUAAGUUGGAAUUAUUCGAGAACAUCCAUCCUCUAUUGAAGAUCGAUCCCCGUAGGAUCCCCCCAAAGCCCAGGAUUCUUCAGCAGGGAAACCUCGACGAACAGACUCUUCGGCGAUUGAGCCUCUCCGAGUGCCUGGAGUUGGUGGCCUUCUGGCACGGACAAGUCUUCGUCUGGACCCGAAAUGAGCUCGUGAAAAAAUCCCGGACCUAUUUGGAAUUCGUGGAUAAACUCCGAGACCUGCAGGGAAUCGCCCAACUGUAUGCAUUGAAGGGGGCCGAGGUGAUCGGCAUGACCACUUCUGGAGCUGCCAAGUUCCAAGCAUUGCUUCAAAACAUCGGCAACAAAAUCGGUGAGUUCGGAUGGAAAGCGGACUCGCACAAAUGA